This is a messenger RNA of Daphnia magna, 874 nucleotides long. Its product is annotated as 97 kDa heat shock protein-like. Gene Ontology annotation, biological process: protein folding. Lineage: Eukaryota; Metazoa; Arthropoda; Branchiopoda; Diplostraca; Daphniidae. The coding region runs from base 150 to 782 and encodes 210 amino acids. The transcript has 3 exons. The record is from RefSeq and is a predicted model, not a curated record. Gene Ontology annotation, cellular component: cytosol; nucleus.
UGGUGGAAACUGACGAGAGAUUAGUUUGCUGAUAUUCAGCAAUCCAACCAAAGGCCUUUCAACUUCAUCCUUGGCCGAUUCUUUUUACGUUUUACGUUUUGUCGGAACGUCGGAAUCAGGACGAAUGCGUUGCCCGUGGCGCUGCUAUUAUGGCUGCCAUGCUGUCUCCCAGUUUCAAGGUCCGUGAAUUCUCUCUUACCGAUCUUCAGCCCUAUGCAAUCAACUUGAAUUGGAGCGGCGAAGACGUUGAGCACGGAGAGAUGGAAGUAUUCCCCAAGUUUCACAGCGUUCCUUUCUCCAAGAUUCUAACAUUCUUCCGAAAGAGUCCUUUUGUGUUUGCUGCUUCGUUGAAUCGUUUCAAGAAAGCGUACACUGCUUACAAUAGCGGUGUUGCAGCCUACGAUCACUGGACGCCCGAAGAAGCAAAGAAGUUGGAACUAGCAAUUGCUGAAAAAGUUUCUUGGUUGGAUGCCAACAUCAGCCGUGUGAAGGCAACUCUUAAGACUAAGGACUUGCCUAUUAAAGCCGCUGCCUUCCAUAGCGAACACCAGGCUUUUGAAAGCAGCAUGAAUCCAGUUUUGAACAAACCCAAACCACAGCCUCCUGCCCCACCGGCUGAAGCUGCACAGUCGGGCAAGCCAGAGGAUGCUGCCAACGGCUCAACAAUAGUGCUCCCAGAAUUGAUCCGCGGACCGCAGUCCCGACUCCAUCAUGCGAAAUUAAUUGGCCGUGCAUCACCAACUUAUAUCGGAUGGGCGCUCCGUAUUGAAAACUAUUGCUAAAUUUCAUAAAGCUUUACAUAAUUUUGCUUGGACAAUCAUGUGUAAGUGGUGUAUAAAAUGAAAUGCGUGUUGAAUACAAAUUUUAAAUCGCG